This is a messenger RNA of Planococcus citri (citrus mealybug), 3004 nucleotides long. RefSeq lists its product as uncharacterized. The transcript is spliced from 2 exons. The record is from RefSeq and is a predicted model, not a curated record. Bases 175 to 2013 code for a protein of 612 amino acids. NCBI's taxonomy places the organism in Eukaryota, Metazoa, Arthropoda, Insecta, Hemiptera, Pseudococcidae.
GAUCGAAAACGCGACGCAACUUUUACAUUUUUAUUUGAUGCAAAAUACUCGUUUACAAUGGUUCCCUGAAGUGUACGAAUUAUCGUGUUUCUAAUUUACCGUUUGAAAGAUCUCAAUUUACUUUCCAAUAAUUCGUGUGUCCAUAUAGUAAUCGAUAACAAUACACGUAGCAAGAUGACCGAGUCCGAUUCGCCGAAGGAAUUGCAAUGUUUGGCUGCCAAAUCCGCAUGCAUUCAGCUGGUACACGAAUGGGCAGAUGACGAAAUACCUGUAAUCGACGUUUGGCGAAAAGGUAACGGAUAUCUUACCUGCUCGGAUCACGACUGGUUCAUGUGGCAGUUAUACGAAAUGCAAGUAGUACCUCGAUUCGCGACCAUCAUACCGAAUAAAAUCCGAUACCAAAUCGACGACAAUAUCGGGUCGAUCUUGGAACAAGUCAUGAUCUGGAUCCAGUAUCAUCACGAGGUGAAUUUCUUCCACGAUCAACCAUCGACGCCAACGUCUUCGUUGAGCGAAUACGUCGUGAAGCUGGUUUGGAAUGAUCGUUUUAAAAUCGACUACGCAGCGACUGCGAAAAAUAUCUUGACCAAUGAGAAGCUGAGUCCGUUGGAGAGGUUCAGAUUUGCCAGUACUUACUGCAUCGUCGAAGAGAUCGAAAAGUUUCGCGACUGGAUGGCCGAUGCCAAUUUGGUGCUACCGGAAUGGGAUUUUGUACAGGAUCCGUUCAUGGUGUACUGGAGCAAGUAUUUGAGAAACGAGUUAGAUACGAUAUCGGUACCCGGAGUCACCGAUAAGUAUUCUGUAGACACGUUGAUGUUUUAUAAAACAGUGAAGGAGUUCGAUUUGUGGCCACCGGUCGAACACUUCUUCGAUAAAGUGGACCGGAAGAUGAAAGCGAUCGAAUUCGAACAUAUCGUCGAACGGUAUGGUAAAAGAUACCUGAAAGAGUUGUUGGCCAAAUUGGACGUUAAAGAGUGGAUGAUUGUUGCGUGUUGUUGCGCGAUUUCGAAACUGGUCGAGAAAAUCGUUCGGUAUGGUACUUUGAACGAUGUACGUUACAUUUGGCAGCUUUUCCAGAGUUUAAUGGAGUCGAAGGAUUUCUGCGGUAUUCUCGAAACCCUAGUACCGUUAUCGAUGAGAAACCCGAGCAAUUUCGAAAAAUGGACCCCUCUGUUGAUGGAAAUUUGGACCAGCGCCAGUAGCGAAUUGAAACAAUCGGCCAUCGAUCUUAAAUUAUGGCAGAGUAUCGGCGAAAAAUGCAUCCUCCAGAUUCCGCUCGAAGAUACGAAGGAAUUUCGCGAACGUCGCCAGAUCAGCGAUCCGAUGAAAUUCAUCAAACUAGUGUUGAAAAGCACGGAGGCGAAGAAAAGAACGGAAUUCUUCGAGAAGAAUUUCUACUGGUUGAUUACGUGGGCGCCGUUCGCAGAGGUGGACAAAUUGAUGCGCGAAUUUCUGCAACGAUUCGAUCGCGACGUUGUCGAGUUGAAAAAACAAAUCGCCAAUUGUUCGGAAGGCAAACUCGAUCGAUCGCUUUACAUGUUGCUGGGUUUUGGCGAUUUCGACGCAUUCGACGCCGUGGUAUCGUUUUAUUUCCCCGCUGUUGAGGGAUUCUUGGCAGCAGCAGCAGCAGAUGCAGAUGACGAUGAUGACAAACUGCAAGAAAGGUUGACGUGCUAUAAAUGGUUGUUUUUGGUGCCUAUGAUGGGUCUAAACGCGUUGAGUAUUUGUCUGUAUUUCGCUGAUUGGCGAACGUUGUACGAGUACGUGAAGAAAACCAUUUCGAAAGCGAAGAUCGCGCCGGAUGCGUUUAUGAUUACGCUGAUCGAGGUCGGCUGGUACCAAAAAAUUCGUCACCUGGAUGAGAAAUUGAAUAAUGGCGAAAUGAAUGACUUGAAGGACUGUCUUACCACCAUUUUGCCAGCCAACGAUUCUAGAUUCGAAUUCUUGAAAAAACGAUUCAAGGUUCACAUGUUUAAGAAUAUAUUUGUUACGAUACGAAAUAAAACAACAUAGAGCAUUGGUGUGGACUGUACAACGAUAUAUUUACUAUUGAACACGAAACGAAAAAAGAAUAAGCUUCGACACAUCAACGAGAUAAAAAUCUAGAUAACAACUAGUUCGAUAAUGCAACUCGCACUUACGAACGUAACAAACACCCCCCCGAAAUGAGCAAAGCUCAUUUGAACCCAAAAAAAAUUAUUUACAAAUUAACAUACAUAAAAAUAAUUACAAAAAAGAGUAAAAAUUUAAAAAUCAAUUUACAAAUUAAAUAAAAAAUAAAAAGACAUAAACUAUCACAGGUAAAAUAAAUUAAUUACUAGGUCUAACAUCGAUAAAUUGUAGAAAAAACAAUUAAUCGGAACAGGAAUUUACGUAAAACGACAUAAUACCGAGCAUAAUGAGAUAACGAAAUUAUUCAUCAUCUCGUACUGGCAAUAAAACCAGACGUUGGACCGAAGUCCUUCUAAUCGACAUAUCAGACAACUUUACAUCGGCAUUUCUUACAGUACCAUGACAAUCCGGGUAAACUUUAACGACAAUGGCCAUAGGCCAAUUCAACGAAGACUCAUUAGGUAAUGACAAUAAAACGACGUCAUCAAUUCGAAUAUUCCUACCUUCUUUACGCCAUUUACUUCGAUGACGAAGUUGAUUAAAAUAUUCAUGACGCCAGCAAAUCCAAAACGAAUCAACGACUUUUCUCCAAAGUUUAUAACGAUCACGAAGACUUGACUUAUUAUCGACAUUCAAAGAUGGCUCAAGUAAAUUACUACCAAUCAAGAAAUGACCUGGCGUCACUGGCUCAACAAAAUCAUUUUUUCGAACAUAGGCAAGUGGCCUAGAAUUGAGAAUCGCUUCUAUUUUCGAUAAAAUAGUCAUAAGUUCGAAGAGGUUCAAGAUUUGACUUCCAAUACAUUUCACCAUGAGCGAUUUUCCAGCUUUUAUAGCGGACUCCCACAGCCCACCUUGGUGAGGACUGCGUGGGGAAAUCAACAACCACUUGAUG